This is a messenger RNA of Rotaria socialis, 912 nucleotides long. Lineage: Eukaryota; Metazoa; Rotifera; Eurotatoria; Philodinida; Philodinidae. The record is from the annotation of a GenBank genome assembly.
AUGACGAACAGUAGUAACAAUACAUUCAUCAAUUUGAAAAAUGAGACGAGGGCAUCUUUUACUGCUUACUAUCCAUUGAAUAUAUUUACAUUUAUUAUUCUUUGUCAGCCAGCAUUUAAAAAUACAGCUGCAAAACUAACCAUUCAUUAUAUGCGGGCUAUAGCUAUAUUUGAUAUAAUUAUGUUAUAUGGCUGGAAUUUGGGUCAUUAUCUACUUGAAGCACAUGGAUAUACUCUUCAACUUUAUUCCGUACCAUUUUGUAAAAUUUGCUCAUUUCUCAAUUAUUUUACUCCGCAAAUGUCAGCAUGGUUACGUGUAUUUAUUUGUUUGGAUCGUUAUUUAUCACUGAGUUGCCUAGAAAGAAAAUGGUUCAGUCACUCAAAAAAUGUUCUCAUUAUUAUUGCAUCGAACAGUAUAGUUUUCACAAUCAUAAAUGCGCAUAUUCUUCUUUUUGCUUGCUUCUACGACACCGAUGGAAGUAUUAGUCCUAAUGCUCAAUGGUAUGAAGUAUAUCCUAUGUGGGAUUAUGUAAAUUUAGGCUUAUAUAAUUGUAUACCAUUUAUACUCAUGGUUGCAUUCGACAGCGGGGUUAUUUAUCAUCUUAUUCGUGCCGAUCAAGUCACUACAAUACAACAUCGACGUAUUCAACAUCGUUCAAUAACGAUAACACUUGUUAUAACUACUGUUCUUUUCUUAACUAUGACUAUACCAGGAACUGUUUGUUAUGGAUUUUUUGCGAGUACUGCAAGUUAUGUUAUCUUACAUUUAUUGGAUUCUCUUCUUUAUACAUAUCAUAUACUAUCGUUUCCUCUUUAUUUUAUUACGUUAGCAAAAUUUAGACGUAUUGUUCUUCGUUUCGUGACAACUGAAAAACUUUGUCGAACCCGAGUAGAAAAUUUACCUAUUCUAUGA